CAUUGACUUCCACGCCCAGCCCAUCGUCCACCUCCCUCCCAAUCGGAUCCACCCACCCACCCUUCCUCACCUCCCUCCCUAUAAUUUCUCUUCCCCCGCUCCCAACUGCCUCCCAGUCUCACGCCCUCCCCUUCCUCGCUUGUUCCACCGGCUCACUCCACUCCCCGCCGCUCCCCUCUGUCCGCCCGCCGGCGGAGGGUCCAGCGCUUGUUUCCCGGCGAGCUUCCUCUGGGGCGUGUGGGGGGACUGUGACUCUGCGAGCAUGGCGGGGAAGGGGAAGGAGGAGGAGGUGUACGUGGCGUCGAUCGACCAGGGGACGACCAGCACCAGGUUCAUCAUCUACGACCGCCACGCCAGCCCCGUCGCCUCCCACCAGCUCGAGUUCAAGCAGCACUACCCGGAGGCCGGAUGGGUUGAGCAUGAUCCUAUGGAGAUCAUGGAGAGCGUGAAGGUCUGCAUGGCAAAGACACUCGAAAAGGCUGCAGCUAGUGGACUUAAUGUGGAUGCUGGUUUGAAGGCCAUUGGAAUCACAAAUCAGAGGGAGACUACCGUUGUGUGGAGCAAAUCCACAGGCCUUCCGCUCUACAAUGCAAUUGUGUGGAUGGAUGUUCGCACUAGCUCUAUCUGCAGGAGACUGGAAAGUGAGCUAUCAGGUGGCAGAACCCACUUUGUGGAGACAUGUGGUUUACCAAUCAGUACCUACUUCAGUGCUCUGAAGUUAUUAUGGUUGAUGGAGAAUGUUGACGCUGUCAAGGAUGCAGUCCGGGCUGGUGAUGCAUUAUUUGGCACAAUCGACACCUGGUUGAUCUGGAACCUCACUGGAGGCAUUGGUGGGAAAGACCGUGAUGGAAAGGAGUUAGUUGGGCAGCAUGUCACAGACUGCUCGAACGCAGCACGCACAAUGCUUAUGAAUCUAAAGGCACUUGACUGGGACAAGCCUACACUUGAGGCAUUAGGCAUUCCUGCCGGCAUCUUGCCAAAGAUUAUCAGUAACUCGGAGAAAAUUGGCGUGGUUGCCAGUGGGUUCCCUUUGGCUGGUGUUUCCAUCUCAGGCUGUUUAGGAGAUCAGCAUGCUGCGAUGCUUGGGCAGCUAUGCCAGAAAGGUGAAGCAAAAAGCACCUACGGAACUGGUGCCUUCAUCCUUCUCAACACAGGGGAGGAGGUCACACAGUCUACCCACGGUCUUCUUAGCACUAUUGCUUACAAGCUUGGCCCAGAUGCACCCACUAAUUAUGCUUUAGAAGGCUCAAUUGCAAUUGCUGGUGCAGCAGUUCAGUGGUUGAGGGACAGCCUUGGAAUCAUUUCCUCAGCAUCAGAAAUUGAAGGAUUGGCUGAAAGUGUGCAAGAUUCAGGUGGGAUUUACUUUGUGCCAGCUUUCAAUGGAUUGUUCGCGCCAUGGUGGAGGGAUGACGCGAGGGGGAUCUGUAUCGGAAUCACGAGGUUCACAAACAAGGGGCACAUUGCUCAAGCAGUGCUCGAGAGUAUGUGCUUUCAGGUGAAUGAUGUUCUCAGCUCCAUGCAUAAGGAUGCUGGGGAGGCAGGAGAAGUCAAGAGUGCAGAAGGGGAAUUCUUGCUGCGUGUCGAUGGUGGUGCUACUGUUAACAACCUUCUCAUGCAGAUCCAGGCCGAUUUGCUGGGCAGCCCUGUUGUCAGACCAGCCGACACCGAGACGACAGCCCUUGGAGCCGCAUACGCAGCAGGAUUAGCUGCCGGAGUCUGGACGAAGGAGGAGAUAUUCGCAGGCCUGCACAAGGAGAACACAACGGUUUUCCGCCCCAAGUUAGAUGACGCACACAGGAAGAAGAGAGGAGAGUCCUGGAACAAGGCGGUUUCAAGAUCAUUUGACCUGGCUGACCUUUCUCUCUAGUUUGUUACACCUUGUUGCGCGGCAAAAUUGGAUCAGUGUGUGCCAGCCCAUGUUUGUCGACGAAUAAAUGGUAUGUUGUACAUUAUAUCGGUGGGAUUUUUCCUUGGCUUUAUAUAGGAAGAAUUGGAGCAUAAAUGUCCUUGUAUAUCUAUAAGUACAGGAGCAUCUGGAUUCUUCAGAGAGAAGUGCUUGUGGAGUAACAAAAUUCAGUUUCAUGAUA
Messenger RNA from Triticum urartu, 2087 nucleotides. It is a transcript of the gene NHO1, whose product is annotated as Actin-like ATPase superfamily protein. Gene Ontology annotation, molecular function: glycerol kinase activity. The record is from RefSeq and is a predicted model, not a curated record. Gene Ontology annotation, cellular component: mitochondrion. NCBI's taxonomy places the organism in Eukaryota, Viridiplantae, Streptophyta, Magnoliopsida, Poales, Poaceae. Gene Ontology annotation, biological process: phosphorylation; glycerol metabolic process; triglyceride metabolic process.